CUUCCCGCCUUUCCGGUCAGUUGCCGGUGACACCUGAGGGCGGAGGGAACGCUACAGCGGCCGGAUGGCUUCCUUUCAAAGAUCUAACAGUCAUGACAAGGUCCGAAAGAUUGUGGCCGAAGAAGGGCGUACUGCUAGAAACCUGAUAGCCUGGAGUGUCCCUCUGGAGAGCAAAGAAAAUGAAGGGAAAGCCAAGUGGCCAUGUGGAAAACCUAAGCGAGGAACCCAUGGAGCGCACAAACCUCCUAAACCGAAUAGCUCCUUGCACCUCAAAUUGAACGUUAACUCUGCAAAUGACAAACAUCAAGACAAAAGCCCCUCCAAAACUAGGCUUCCUCGGAAAGUGGAUCUUCGGGCUCGGUAUUGGGCGUUUCUCUUUGACAAUCUCCGGAGAGCUGUGGAUGAAAUCUAUGUGACUUGUGAAUCAGACCAGAGUGUGGUUGAAUGCAAGGAAGUAUUAAUGAUGCUUGAUAACUACGUGCGAGAUUUUAAGGCACUUAUUGACUGGAUCCAGCUACAGGAAAAGUUGGAGAAAACAGAUGCACAGAGCAGACCUACCUCUUUGGCGUGGGAAGUGAAGAAAAUGUCACCUGGACGUCAUGUCUUGCCUAGUCCUUCACCAUCUGGAGUGAGUUCCACUUCAAGUGCCAGGAGGGCUCUCAAUUUUGGAGGACCUACACUCUCCUUGACUCCUGGCCGAUUGACUCCUUCUGGUGUCAGUUGGGCUGAUAAAGUGAAAGCAAAUCAUGGAGUUUCCGCAAGUAAUCAGGCCACAGAGAUUGUCCAUCCAUGUACAUCAGCCCCCAUGCAGAGAGCACUCCAUGAGAAUGAUCGGAUUGAUACUGAAGGAUGGGAGACUGUGCAGCGUGGCAGGCCUAUUCGUUCCAGAUCUUCUGCUACGACAACCAAGUCUGAUUCUACUUCAGCUACAGAACAUAAACUUAAAGAUGACAGUGACAAGGAAAAUGUCUGUUCCAAACCUCCAAUCCAGGCUCCCGAAGAGACAGCAAAAUCAGAACUCCCUCCUGUACUUGUUGAACCUCCCCCUAAGGAGCUGCUUUGUCCGUGUGAAAUCACUCAGUUCACAGUCCACAAGGCUUUAGAGUUGAAGAGCACAGGAACAUUUGCACCACAAUCAGCUCCAUCCCUGCCCUGUCUGGACAUCCCUGUCGUGUUUCUCGACCCAUUGUCGAAGCUGCGAAAAUCUGAGGUCUCUUGCAAGUUGGACCCUGCCCGGGGAGGGAAGAGCAGUAGUGAUCUGGACCUUUCAAACGUGAGUGCUGGAAAAUUGUCUAUGGCAGAGGUUCUUGCCAAAAAAGAAGAACUUGCUGAUCGUCUGGAGAAAGCUAAUGAAGAGGCCAUAGCCAGUGCUAUCGCAGAAGAGGAGCAACUAACGAGAGAGAUUGAGGCGGAAGAAAACGACAUUGAAAUAGACAAUGAAAGCGAGUUCUCGGCUAGUGUGGGCAGUGGAAGUUUGUCAUUUAGUGGCAUGUCCAUGGACUGGAAUGAGGUUUUAGCAGAUUACGAAGCACGUGAGUCUUGGAGACAGAACACAUCCUGGGGAGACAUAGUAGAAGAGGAACCCUCUAGACCACCAGGUCAUGGAAUCCAUAUGCAUGAAAAGUUGUCUUCACCUUCCAGAAAAAGGACAAUCGCGGAAUCCAAAAAGAAGCACGAAGAGAAACAGCUAAAAGCACAACAGUUGAGAGAGAAGUUGCGGGAAGAGAAAUCCCUCAAGCUUCAGAAACUUUUGGAAAGGGAAAAAGAUGUGCGAAAAUGGAAGGAGGAAUUACUUGAGCAGAGGCGCAAAAUGAUGGAUGAGAAGCUUCUUCAUGCAGAAUUUAAGCGGGAGGUUCAGUUACAAGCCAUUGUGAAGAAGGCUCAAGAGGAGGAGGCCAAGGUAAAUGAGAUUGCCUUUAUUAAUACCUUAGAAGCUCAAAACAAGCGCCAUGAUGUCCUAGCUAAGCUAAAGGAAUAUGAACAAAGGCUCAACGAGCUGCAGGAAGAACGGCAGCGUCGUCAGGAGGAGAAGCAAGCUCGCGAUGAAGCUGUGCAGGAACGCAAGCGAGUGCUAGAAGCAGAGCGCCAGGCUCGUGUUGAGGAACUGUUAAUGAAGAGGAAAGGGCAAGAAGCUCGAAUAGAGAUGCAAAGACAAGAAAAGGAGCGAGCUCGAGAGGAUGCAGCUAGGGAAAGGGCCAGGGACAGAGAAGAAAGGUUGGCCGCUCUGACAGCAGCACAGCAAGAGGCUAUGGAAGAGCUGCAAAAGAAGAUCCAGCUCAAGCAUGAUGAAGGUGUUCGCAGACACUUGGAACAGAUUGAACAACGGAAAGAAAAAGCAGCGGAAUUGAGCAGUGGAAGACAUGCAAACACAGACUAUGCACCUAAACUUACCCCCUUUGAACGGAAGAAGCAGUGCACUCUUUGUGGAGUAAUGAUUUCUUCUGAGGUUUAUCUCUUCAGCCAUAUUAAAGGAAAGAGACACCAAUUAACUGUGCGGGAAAACAGCAGCAUCCAGGGCCGGGAAUUAUCAGACGAAGAGGUGGAGCAUCUUUCUCUGAAAAAAUACAUUGUGGAGGUUUUGGUUGAGACCCCUGUUCCUGUAGAACCUGUAAAGGAUGGCGAAGAAAAGCAAAAAAAUAAAAAGAAAGUUAAAAAGUUGAAGACCCGGAUCAACUCAAAAAUAAAAGAAUAUGAGAGUGUCCUGGAAACAAAAGCGCCGGUGUCUGAUUCUCCUUACAAAGCAAAGCUUCAACGACUUACCAAAGAUCUUCAGAAACAAUUGCAAACACAAGACAAUGGAGCCUGGGCCACCAAUAAAGUGUCUGCUCUUGACAGGGCUUUGGGGGAAAUUUCUCGAAUUCUAGAAAAGCAGAAUGCAUCUGACCAGAUCUCAUUUCGGGCUGCGGGUGGUCUUUCAGUCGUGGAACAGAUCCUGCAGUUGGUGACACCUCAAAGUAACGCCAGCACAUCUUCCCGUGUCCUUUUCAAGUCUGUCUGCAGUGCUGUGAAUGUCUACAUGUUAACCUGCAGUAACUGUCCAGAGAACUGCACCUAUGUCCUCAUGAGCAGUAAAAUCACUUUCCUUCUUGAGCUCCUUAUACAGCAGUUAUCGCUGGUUGUCCCAGAUGAUGAAAAGCUGACUAUCAUAAGGAGCCUCAGCAAGCAGGUCUUUGAAGGUUUGACCACAGGACUCCUCCAGCUCCUUUCUAAAAUAUUUUCAUGCCUAACAAACAGUUCUCCAGUCAUAAGUGGACAGACAGACACCAUAAAACUCAAACCGGAUGCCAAAACAAAGUUGUCUCCAGUGGAUGCCUUCAAUAGCCGCAUCCAAGAUAUCAUCAGUUAUACAAUUAAUAUUGGUCUGAUUGACAAGCUAUCUGGCUGCUUCAUCUCUAUACAAGGUCCUCUAGACGAGAGUCCCAAAUUGGCAGCAUUCCUCCAAGCAGCGACUACCCUUCUGCAUGAACUGUGCAGACUUAGCAUUUCCGUAACUCCAAGCACUUGGGACAUAUUUGAAAGCCAUCAGGAUCCCACAGGCCUGUCAGCGGCCCUACAAAGCUCAGAUCUUGUGGGAGUUGUACAUAUGUUGUAUUGUGCACUGUUCCACAAUUCCUCCUCUGAACCCAAUGUUUCCAGCUCAAAAGAGACCUAUGAGCACAAUACCAUUCAAGUGGCAGUCCAAAGCCUGCGGUUCCUGAACAGUUUUGCUACACUUCAUCUUCAGUCAUUUCAGUCUGUUGUAGGUGCAGAGGGCCUUUCUCUUGCAUUUCGACAUGUGAUCAGUUACCUGAUUUGGUUUUGCACCCAAUACAUGUGUGAAGAUCUUCUUCAUGAGAUCAUUGUUUGUGUCGGGUACUUCACGGUGAAUCAUGCUGACAAUCAGGUCAUUGUCCAGUCUGGUCGUCACCCCACUGUUCUUCAGAAACUCUGCCAGCUCCCCUUUCAGUAUUUUAGUGACUCCCGGCUGGUCCGGCUUCUAUUUCCCACACUGAUCUCCGCCUGCUACAACAACCCUCAGAACAGACUGAUUCUGGAACAGGAGUUAAGCUGUCAACUGCUCGCCACUUUUAUUCAGGACUGUUUGCAAGGAUCAAGUCAUCCCGACAGCAAGACGUCUCUGCACAAAGAUUAUCGAAAGCAAUAUCUGGAACUCUCCUGCCGCUUUCCACGUCAUUGCUGGGAGCCCUCACAACAAUUUUUCUUGAAAAAAAGACUAAGUUUAUAAUAGCCAUUUCUAUUAAGCAUUUUAAUAUGGAAGAAGUGCUUAUGGAUCUUGGCCCCUCAUAAUGUACAUAGGAUUGUGAUUACCCUGAAAUGAUGUGCUGUGUGUAAAAAUACCUCCAUACGUUUAAUGUGCACUAUUUAUGUGUCCAGUGUAUAGAUACUGUGUGGUGUGAGAUUUUGCCUGCAUGGUAGGCUUAACUUGGCCAAUCCAUUUUUUUAUUCACUGCUCACUACCAAAGGAUUCUCAUCUUGAAUUGUGUUUAGCUGUGGAUCCUUUGGCAGUGACCAUAACUGUAUUAAAGUUAAUAUGUAUGUUAUAUAUACAGUAUAUAUAUCUUGCAAUAAAAUAACUUAUUUUCUU
Molecule: messenger RNA, 4585 nt
Organism: Bufo bufo (common toad)
Lineage: Eukaryota; Metazoa; Chordata; Amphibia; Anura; Bufonidae
Gene: SCAPER
Product: S-phase cyclin A associated protein in the ER
Exons: 31
Coding region: 65-4225 (1386 amino acids)
Source: RefSeq, a predicted model, not a curated record